UAUGGCUAAUAGGUGCUAAUUUGAAAACUCUAAUGAUAUUGGUGUUUUUUCCAAACUUACAAAUGCAUAUUGUUUAGUUGCAUUAGGUGGAAGUGAAAAUUUCUAUUCUGUUUUUGAAACUGAAUUAGGAUUGAGCAUGCCCGUAAUUCAUUGUUCAAUUGGAGGUACAAGAAUUAUUGGAAGACUUACUGCAGGUAUUUGAAUAAUAAAUUAUUCAGGAAACAAAAAUGGACUUCUAGUCCCAAAUACUUGCACUGAUUAAGAAUUAAAAUAGAUAAGGAAUUCAUUACCAGAUGAAGUUAAGGUAUUAUAAUCAAUCAAUAUAUAGGUUAAAAGAGUAGAAGAAAAACUAUCAGCAUUAGGAAAUUGUGUUGCUUGCAAUGAUUAUGUUGCAUUAAUUCACUCUGAUUUAGAUAAAGAAACUGAGGAAAUUAUUGCUGACACACUUGGAGUUGAAGUAUUCAGAACUACAGUGGCAUAAUAAGUCUUAGUUGGAACCUAUUGUUGUUUUAACAACCAAGGAGGACUUGUUCAUCCAUUAACUACAGUUGAAGAAUUAGAUGAAUUAGCUAAUUUACUAUAAAUUCCAUUAUGUGCAGGAACUGUUAAUAGAGGAAGUGAUAUUAUUGCAUCAGGACUAAUAGUCAAUGAUUUUGCAGCUUUUUGUGGUAUUUAUAACAUUAAUACCAAUAGGUCUCGAUACAACAUCAACUGAAAUUACUGUCAUUGAAAAAAUAUUCAAAUUAUAGGAUAAGAAUAAAUAAAAUAUGAAAGUAUAAAUUCGUUAAGACAUGAUGCAAGAAUUAGAAUGAU
Paramecium pentaurelia is the source of this 813-nucleotide messenger RNA. The record is from the annotation of a GenBank genome assembly. NCBI's taxonomy places the organism in Eukaryota, Ciliophora, Oligohymenophorea, Peniculida, Parameciidae.